AUGGAUUAUGUGAAAAGCAAUACAAAUUAUUCUGGAAAAAAAUUUGAAAAUUUUCUACAAAAAUAUUUGAAACCAAUGAGGAAAAUAUCGGAUUACUUCCCAAACCGUGCAAUAGAGCUUCGAUUGGAUAUUGAUGGCAACAAGGCGCAACUUAUUUCGGCACCUAAAAAGAAACCUUCUACAAAGACCUACUUUCGAAUACAAAAGCCGGCAUAUUUAAUCGCACGGUCAAACGAUAUUCCUGACAUCGUUUUGACUUCUACAAUAAAGUCAACUUCAGAAAGCACCCUACCAACAACUCCAGCACCUUCAAGCACUACUACAUAUCAAGAUCCGGAAGAGAAGUUCAUAUCAAUGAAAGAGUUAAAAAGCAUCAUGGGGGAGUUUGAAAAUGAAGUGAAGACGGGCAGCUUCGAAAAUAAGCCUCUUAAAACAAGAGAUUUUUGGAUAGCAUUGGGUAUGAAAUAUGGACUCAAAUGCAACGACGGCUAUAAACAAGUGAAUACCGAACCAAAGCCACUGUUUCCGUCACAAAAUAACCUUCAGAAAAUUUUGCAAAUAUUAAAAGAAGGAGACGUCAUGGAGCGCAAUUCGAAUAACCCAAGCAGUAAGGAAAAUUUACAUUGGUUUAAAAUUAAAGUGCCAAAAAAUGUU
This is a messenger RNA of Iphiclides podalirius (scarce swallowtail), 654 nucleotides long. NCBI's taxonomy places the organism in Eukaryota, Metazoa, Arthropoda, Insecta, Lepidoptera, Papilionidae. The record is from the annotation of a GenBank genome assembly.